Molecule: messenger RNA, 411 nt
Organism: Dioscorea cayenensis subsp. rotundata (Guinea yam)
Lineage: Eukaryota; Viridiplantae; Streptophyta; Magnoliopsida; Dioscoreales; Dioscoreaceae
Exons: 1
Coding region: 1-411 (136 amino acids)
Source: RefSeq, a predicted model, not a curated record
AUGUCAGAAGUUUCAGGAAACUUCAAUAAUUUACAAUCAGCUUCUUCAAUGGAGGCCUCACAACUCUCUGGUGAGCUACACAACCUGAAUACUACCUAUCAUCUGGAUGGUAGGAACUAUUUGCAAUGGUCACAAUUGGUGAAGACUUUCUUAAAGGGGCGUGGGAAGAUUAGUCUCUUGACUAGAGAUUCCCCAAAAGAAAAUGACCCAAAGUUUCAGGCUUGGGAUGAAGAAGACUCCAUGAUCAUGUCUUGGUUAUGGAACUCUAUGCAGCCAUCAAUUAGCAAAAACUUCAUGUUCCUUCCAACAGCCCAUGAUAUAUGGGAAUCAGCUCAGAAGACUUACUCAAAGAUGAAAGAUGCAGCAGUACUUUAUGAAAUUAAAACUAAGAUCACCAACACCAAGCAGUGA